Messenger RNA from Dermacentor silvarum, 1683 nucleotides. RefSeq names its product TNF receptor-associated factor 6-like. The transcript is spliced from 2 exons. The record is from RefSeq and is a predicted model, not a curated record. Gene Ontology annotation, molecular function: protein binding. Bases 29 to 1576 code for a protein of 515 amino acids. Lineage: Eukaryota; Metazoa; Arthropoda; Arachnida; Ixodida; Ixodidae.
GUCACUGUGAGCGGGCGUGGCGUUCCUCAUGGCAACCCAGAACCAGCGCUACACCUUAGUUGGGUUUUCUCGUGAACUGGACUGGAAAGCUUUGAACUUCGUGGAACCCAUUCCGGAAUACAAAACUUGCAAUGCCUGCGGACUGGUGCCCAGAGUGACCGCCCUUCUGCCUUGCCUUCAUGUGGUCUGCCAGAAGUGUUACGAACAGUGCCGGCAUGGUGAUGAGCACUGCUGUCCCCUAGAUGGGCAUCGAGUUCUGGAAGAAGACGUCGACUGGAGAAAGUUUACUGUGAAUACCCUGCUCAAGCGGAAGGUAAAAUGCUGGAAUGAAGAAAAUGGCUGUGACAUGGUUUUGGCCGCGUCAGAGCUCAACAAGCAUUUUUGCCAAGACUGUGACUACCACUCCGCACUGUGCCCUAAAUGUUCAACAGUAGUACUCUGUAGAAAUAUGUGCGCGCAUCUACAGAGCAAAUGCAGAAAUUCUGCGGUGUCUCCGACUUUUGCGACACCGCGAAUAUCCAACAGUGACCAAAAUGCCGUGAUUACGGCCCUGAAUGCAACCAUAGAGGUGCAAGUAGGGGAAAUUAAAGACAGGUUAGACUGCGUCGCGAAUUAUAGUGACCGCUUCGACAGUAUUUCACACUGCAUAAACAACAUGAAAGAAACGCUGCUACAAAGCUCAAUCGGAUGUUGUACGUUGGAGAGCGUUCCUUCACAAACUGCAGAUACUUUAUCGUCUGUUAGAGCAGUUCAGGAUACUUUGAUUGAUCACGGUGGAAAGCUGCAUGAGCUUGCGCGAACCAUAAAGAAUUCAAAUAAAAGCUUGAAGGGAGCUUUGGAAGACACGAAGCGAACUGUCAACAGCCUGAAAGAAGACAAUGCCGUAAACACGUUGCAAGUGGCUUUUAAGGACCGCUUGACGGCUGACAGCGACGUCCUCAAGAAAGUUUGUGAAAGCGUUAAUGAGCUGAAGGAAACCUUUGGAAAGGAGUUGCAGGUUGCAACGACGACAAUCUGUAGAAAUAUCACAGAAAGUGUCCCUUGCAUUGGUGAAACAAAAGACAGCAUGAAGAAAAGCACGCAGAGGGCCUUAGAUAACCAGAAAGAGCUGGCCUUAAAUACAGUGAGUGUUAAACGUUGCGAGUUUUUCGUAAAGGAUUUGAAAGCACAGAAAGACAUAGUGCAUUCAAAGGGCUAUCACGAUUGCCUGAGUGAGAAGUUAUACAUAUCUGGCUAUUAUGUGUCGCCAGGAGUGUAUCUUAAGAAACAGGGAGCGCAUAUUUUUCUGUAUGCUGGUGUUCAGCUGCACAAGGGAGUGAUCGACGAAUUCCUUCAGUGGCCGUUUAAUCAGAACGUUCGAGUGACCGUCGUACAUCCAUCGCGAAGCAAACAGCGCCAAUUUGUUGGACUUACUUGCCGCCGACUCGAGUGUUUCGGAAGGCCCGAAGAAUUGCCAAACCCCGGUGCUUACUUAGGCGGUUCAAUUCGCUUGGGCGAUCUGGAACGCGAAGGAUACGUCGUGGACGACAAGUUUUGGAUAGCGUGGGAACUUGUGCCAAAUGACGUAGCCGACUGAGAGUGAGGGGCAUUUUACGUGUUGCAAUAAGUACUUGUGCCCUUAAAUCUGGUCUGUAAAAACAUCGCUUUUCCUAACACAUUUGUUGCAUGCAAUAUAAAAUCUUC